This is a messenger RNA of Lathyrus sativus (Indian pea), 639 nucleotides long. Lineage: Eukaryota; Viridiplantae; Streptophyta; Magnoliopsida; Fabales; Fabaceae. The record is from the annotation of a GenBank genome assembly.
AUGGCUCUCGAGAUCGCCGUGAAGGCCGCCGUUGGUGCUCCGACUAUCCUCGGAGACUGUCCAUUUUCACAAAGAGCGCUGUUAACUUUGGAAGAGAAGAAGGUCGCGUACAAUACUCACCUGAUUGAUGUCUCUAACAAACCCCAAUGGUUUUUGGAGGUGAAUCCGGAAGGGAAGGUUCCAGUGGUUAAGUUUGAUGGAAAAUGGGUUCCUGAUUCUGAUGUUAUUGUGGGGAUUCUUGAAGAGAAAUACCCUGAACCAUCUCUUGUUACUCCUCCGCAAUUUUCCUCAGUUGGGUCACAGAUAUUUGGGACUUUUGUGAGCUUUGUGAAGAGCAAGGAUUCAAAUGAUGGAACAGAGCAAGCUUUGCUUGCUGAACUGAAUGCUUUGGAGGAGCAUCUUAAGGCCAAUGGUCCAUAUGUUGCCGGUGAGAAGGUCACUGCUGCUGAUUUGAGUUUGGCUCCAAAACUUUACCAUCUAGUGGUUGCACUUGGCCACUUCAAGAAUUGGACUAUUCCUGAGAGUUUGACACAUGUUCACAACUACGUUAAGCUGCUCUUUGCUCGUGAAUCGUUUGAGAAAACCAAGGCUGCAAAGGAAUACGUCAUUGCUGGAUGGUUACCAAAGGUCAAUCCAUGA